AUGGCAAAUGAAUUGAAUUUUUAUGUUUUAAAAACAAUUGAAUUGCAAGGUGUAGAAAAACUGUAUUGUCUUCAUGGAAAUUGGUCUUCAAUAAUUCAUAUAGCACAUUUUUCUCAAACAAGUUCAUCUAUUCUUACAGAACGUAUUCAUUAUAUAAUUAAACAAUUAUUAAAAAAACAUCCGCGACUUCGUUCUCGUAUUCGUGUUAUACGUUCAUUUGAUUCACAAACAAAUAAUGAAAAACAUCUUUUAGAUUUAUUUGAUUAUGAUGAAGAAUUAUUUUCUCGAACGGAUAUAUUACAAAAUUUUUAUUCAUUUUAUUCCGGAAAUGAAAAUUGGAUGAAAAUAGCUGAAAGUUUAUCAAAUGAAAAUCCUUAUAAUAAAGAAUUAGCUUAUAUUUUUCCUUUAUUUCAUUUUAAAUUAAUUUUUAAUGAAAAUUCUCCUGAAAAUUCGCAUUUAAUUCUAUUAACAAAUCAUUCUAUUUCUGAUGGACAAAGUGGUUAUAUUAUUUUACAUGAUUAUUUAACAUUAGCUACACAAAAUGAAUGCGUUGAAUGGGAAAUAAAUAGAAAUCUAAGUCCUAAUCUAAUAGAUUUAACAGAAAAACCAUAUACAUUUCUAUAUCCUAUUAUUUCGAAAUUAUGUAAUAUUGUUUAUAGUUGUCAAAUGAAAUAUUUAGAUAAUAAAUUACCUACAAAAUCAAUUCUUAUUAAUUCUAAACAACCAAAUGAUAAACGAUAUCCAUAUAUUCAACCAAUGCGUACUCAUUUUCUAUUUACAUCAUGUUCAAAUGAUCAUUAUGAACAUCUUCGAUCUAUAUGUCAUAAACAAAAUUUAACUCUUCAUGGACCAUUAUUUGCAUGUUUAAUAUUAACUAUUCAAUAUUUAUUUUUUCCGAAAUUUAAACGAGAUAUUCUGAUGAAUUUCGAUAUUUCAAUUGAUUAUAAUAUGCGUAAUCGUUUGUUAUUAAAUGAUUAUUCUCUUAAAGAAAUAGUUGGAUUUUAUAUUGGUGUUAAUUCUAUUGAUUUAUCUGAUAUAUCAGUAAAUAUGAAUUUUUGGUCUUUAGCAAAUUAUUGUUCAAAAGAAACAAAUAAGAAAUUAUCCGAUGGUGAGGUAUCAUUCAAUACACAUAUUUUUUCUAAUAUAAUUAAUGAUGAUAAAAAUGAUUUUUUUCAUUUAAUGGGAAAAUCUUCUGAUGGAUGUUUAUCUGAAAUGAAUUAUUCUAAUCUUGUUCAAUUUAUUAUUCUUCAACAAUUAUUUAUUUAA
Molecule: messenger RNA, 1266 nt
Organism: Adineta steineri
Lineage: Eukaryota; Metazoa; Rotifera; Eurotatoria; Adinetida; Adinetidae
Source: the annotation of a GenBank genome assembly